AUGAAUGAGCUAAAGUUGAGGCUAGGGCUAGCAGCCGAAGCCACUUGGACUGAAGUCCAGGAAGCCUUCAUUACAAGGCUUUUUGAACUUCAGGCCGAGCAGGCUGAGGUGGCUCGGCUGUUUCAACUCGCAAGAGUUGAACAGUCGAGCCAGCCAACCCAGCCCUCAAGUCCGCAACACUCGGACGGAUGCCCUUGGGCUCCAGAAGAGUUGAGACGGCGCUUUGAUGCGGCUACAACAGUCGCUCAAAGGAAGGGCUCGCGUCCUCUUUGCCAGAGCCUUCGUCCGGAAGGCGGCCGCCGCUACAUGCACAUGCGGCUUUUUUGA
This is a messenger RNA of Bursaphelenchus okinawaensis, 327 nucleotides long. The record is from the annotation of a GenBank genome assembly. NCBI's taxonomy places the organism in Eukaryota, Metazoa, Nematoda, Chromadorea, Rhabditida, Aphelenchoididae.